GGACAGUCUCAAAGGCGGCACUCAAGUCUAAAAGAACUGAAACAGAAGAUUUCAGCAUCAGCUCCAAUCAGCAAACCAUUGAGGACUUUAAGGAGUUCAGUCUCUGUGCUGUGCUUUGCCCUAAAUCCAGACUGGUGUUCCUCAUGGAGCUCAUUGUUAUUUAAAAUGGAAAUCAGUUAUUUCAGGAGCCUUGGAUAGAAACAGAAGUUACACAAUGGGUCUAAAAUUAUGAAGAGAAUUUGGGUCUAUUGAGGGUUUCUUCAGUCUUGGAUGAACUUGUGAAUUUUUUUUAAAUCAGUAGGAACAGUACCAAUUAUCAGCCAUGAGUUUAUCAUGGAGAGGAGAUAUGAACUGAUUGGCUCAUAAACCUCUUUCUAAAAUCUCACAGGCAUGAUGUCAAGAGCACAGGAGGAGGGUUUCAUUUUAUGAAUCACUUUCGUGAGGGUAAAUAUUGAAGCAGAGUGAAAAGACUGAAAGACAGCUGUAGUUUGAAAAGAAGCAGUUUGGUUUGAAAGAGGGGGAGUAUCAUGUCUGUUAAGUUUCCAUUAUUUUGUCACAUUCAUAUUUCAUGUCUUGUCUUUCCUGUUUUAUUUUGGAGUCACUGACCCUUGUCCCUGUUUCAGUUAUGUUCCUCUCCCGUCUCUCCCCGCUCCCAUCUUGUCACACCUGCCUCCUGAUAGUGUCUCCUCACCUGUUUCCCAUCACCCUUAUUACCUCUUGUAUUUUACCUCAUGUCUCUCACAGGCUGUUUUCGAAUUGGCCUACUGCAUUCUCCUGCCGACUACAGUAUGUAGUAGAUAUUGCAUACUGAGUAUUGUGUUUGACAUUAGUAUGCAGUAUGACCGCAAGUCGGCCGUUAUUAUGUAGUAUGCUUGGCCCGGAUCAGCUGGUUUUUGGUAUGGAAAGGUUCAUUGUACCCUGGUUUAUAGCAAAGACACGAAAGUGUUGACUAUUCAUUUACCCACUGGAAAAAAUCUUUUAUGUGUUUUAAUUGGAUUUUGGGGGGAUUUUUCAGCCCGAUACCAGCCAUCAAAACGUGCUCUGUCCAUGCAAUGACUCGUCGAUCUGACAGCAUUUCAUUCUCAUCAAGGCACUGUGAAUACAGCAAAGUUAUGUUUAUGUUGCCAUCGUUUCCUGCUUAAAUGAAAGAAGUUGCAAUCCUUCCUGAAUAUGUUAAUUGAUGGCAUCUGCGUGGUGUGGUCUUAUUUUCCUUUGUCCCGAUAGUUUGACAACUACAAUGAAAACCCUGUAAUACAAACUCCUGUCCCCUGUUAAUUUAUUUCAAAUACCAUCUUGGCUGCUGAUUGAGUCAGACUCCUUUAACGUUUACUCACCUCUCUACAUUAAAGCUUUAGUCGCCUCUAAUGCCAGCUGUCUGUCCAGCUGUGUGAUGUAAACAUCACUGAUGGCACGCGCUGUGAUGUAAACAUUAUGCAUACCAUACAGUAUAAAGGAUGAGGAGAAGCAGGAACAUUUGAGGCAAUGGUAAUAGAGGAUAAAAACUGUACGGUAUGGGAACAAAACAUGGCACUCUUGUCAGUGGUUUGCACAAAUAAUGCGGAAAGAAGGAGGAGUAUGCAGUAUGUACUGUAUACUGUACUGCGGUCAGCAGAAGGCCAAUUCGAAAACAGCCUGUUAAAUCUGAUAUAAGAUAUCUCGGUUUGUCAUGAUGAAAGAGGAUUUGAUGUAUUCUAAGUGAAAACAAAAUUACAUCUGUAUUUGGUCUGUAGAAGAACUUUUUGUCUUUCAAAGCAUCAUGUGACAAAAGACUGUACUAAACCAACACAGACAUGAUAAAGAAUUCAACAAAAUGUAAGAUUGCAGGAUAAUAAAUUUGCAUGGGCGCUGCAUAAUUAUUUCCCCAACACCUGCUGACUAAGAACAUAUUGCUUUCUUAAGACUGGCAUCAGUAUCAUCUUCUUUUGUGUGCAAAAGAAGACUUUUGAGUUUAAACAACAAAAAGUGCUGCUCAGCACAGAGUCACAUUUUAGUCACAAAGUUUCUGAGUGAUUUAACACCAACACAACUUCUCUACUUGUUAAAGACAUGAGGCUAGUUUUGAGUUUUUCUUGUUCCAUGACUGUAUGAAUCCCAAACUGAAGAGUCCUUUGAACUACCACGUCUUUAAUCUAGGAAGCAUUUUAUCUCAGUGUUUUUUUUUCUUUCGAGGAUAUUCUGAUGAAGACUUUGUGCUUAACAUAAAUUCAUCUCAAAAGACUGAAGCAGACAGGACAAGGACAGGAUUCUCACAGGGUCUGUAUCAGGUCUUGUUGUAUUUUUUUUUAUUUCUAUUAUGUACUAUAGUGUUCUUUAUCAGCCAACUGGUGUGUUUUUCCUCUUUAAGCUCAAUAGCUGUUCUGUAAAAGCAAAAACUAACUUAAUAUUUUUGAAUGAAUAAAAUGUCUUUCUGCAGUUAUGAAUUUUGUGAAAUGACGUGUUUAAACUUGAAAUUUGGAACAAAUGUUUUCAACACAAUGAUGCAACAUCUGUCUCAGAGGACUUGAAAAAAGGUGAAGAAAAGAUUAAACAAUGUGAAACGACACAAGUCUGAAUUAGUGUAAAAAAAAGUAGUCGAAAAAGAUUGAAAGCAAAUGUUCAACUGAGGCCUUAUUCACUUUGCACAACUACUUCAUAUUAUCUUUGGCUAUCAACAAUACUUUUUCUUUUAUUGUUUGUCACAUGCAGUCUUGUAAUUCCCUCAUAUGCAGUAAGAAAAAAUUUAAAAAUCAUAAUGUUACCAUCAGAGAGCUAUCAUCAACCCACCGUGAUUGAGAACAUUGGUGUGAAAAAAAAACUGUGUUUGAAGCAGCUGAAACUCAGGCCCAUGUGGAAACUGCCUUCAGCUUUGACCAUUUAGAUGAAGGAGGUGGUUUCAAUAUCAAAACAGUAAGAGUUUGCUGUCAGUUAGACUGAAACAGGUCCAAUCAGUAAUGGGCUGUCUAAUUUUUCUGGUUGCAAAAGAAGUGGUCUGAUACUGUUAAAAAACACGGUGAAGAGAAUUUGAUGAAUUAACAUAUUUAUCACCUCCUUAUCUAAUGUAGAUUUCCCCCAAUACCAUCUAAACAGUAAAUAAUAAUUGUGAUCUAUAAAUAUAAUUGUGCCUGUAUUCAAAAUCAAAUUCAAUCUUUUAUUUUCUUUGGGGAUAUUUUUUCACCAUAAAACUCAGAUCAUUUUGUAUUUUUGUGAAUACAAACCUUUGCAAGAAAAUAUUUAAUUUUCAGUGAAAUGGAUGAUUAAAAGUACUGAACAUUUCCAAUAAAAGAAUAUAAAUCCCUGUAGCAGCUGAGCCCCCUUAAAGGUCUGACCAUGACACCGCCCCUGGCAUACGGAUGAACACGGGACAUAAAGGAGUUUCACCUCAAUCAACUGCUUGUUUUUAACCUUGAGAUUCAUUUUACAUACGGCAUGAUAACGGUAGAUAUGCAGAGUGUAAUACGAUAUGUCUUGUAUGAGAUAUUUUGGAGGAUUUUUUUAAAAUCAGCUUUUAUUUUGAUAGCCAACGUUUGUGUCCGUUUCCUCGUUUUGUCUGGAUGGGGUUUGUGACUGUUACAGUGCGUCACUUAGUUUGUCAUGGACAGGGAAAACUUCAGCUGGGUGAUAAUAUGUAAUUAGUAAUAAAUUAUUCAAGAGUUAGAUUUGAUAGCCUGCUGUCAAAGCUAAUAACCACAAAGCACACCGCGACUGGAAACUCAACAUGACUGAGGAGCAACAGGUGAUACAACAGCAACGGCCGCCUUACAUAGCAACACAACACAGUCAGGGUUACUGGUUAAUUACACGGUUUUAAUACACUUUACUUAAUGGUGUUUGCAAUAAUUUGAUAAAUUAGAUCAUAUUAAUUAGCCUAUGGCGCAAACUAAGCGAGCAUUAGUUUUAGAGUAAGAGUACAGUUUGGACACAACUUAGAGAAGUGAAUCAUUCUUCUUUUUAUUCAGGAGCUGCUGGUUCUCCUGCUUGGUGAUUAGUUUGCCCUGGAGCAGAUCUGUAAUGAAGCUGAUGAAACAAGAGGACAAGUGGACCUGAAGACACAGGAGAUCAUGGAGACAGAGAGGGAGGAGAUGGAGAAACAGCUUCCUACUCAGGACAGCACAGACCCACAACAUGUGAGUCAUAAAAAAGGACUUUUCCUCUGACAAACACAGUAAUAAAUGCUUUUUCAUUAAUCAUAGUUUCCAUGACAACAUAAUGUAUGUAACUGAUGGUAGGACAAGGCUUCAGAACUUAUCAAAGCUUGUUAAUAGUGUAAGACGCUGAAUAUCAACAUACAGAACAGCCUCAGGUGAUCCUCACAGACUUAAAAUUUACAGAGAAUGAGGCCCAAAUUACGAAAUGUGGAACUGCUUUCCAUGAAGAACUGAAGAGAAGAAAAAAAUCAGGCUUCUUCCUGCUUGUUCCUAUCGAGAAAAAUCAGUAUGUCCACAUGAUUGAGCACACCAGGGUCACAGUCAGUCUGACAGCAGGAAACACAGAAAGCUCUCAUGUAGGUACCUCAUUGAAAAUCGAACAUAAACAUUCAUAUUUGAGCACAUUAAAAAAAUCUAUCACUCACAACUUCAUUCACUGUUAGCAUCCCUAUUAAAGGUGAGAUGUGCAGAAAAAAGAUAUUAAACUUUUCAUAGCAGUCAGACUGUUGAUUGAAAUGGUGCCUGGCUCACUCUCAUCAUUGAAGUUAUGGUGGCCUGAGAGGACAAAAAGCUCCUGUGAUGAAUGAGAGUGAAUCCUCUAUUGGUGAAGUUAUGAAGUUAUAUUGCGCACAACUGCUCUUUUUCUUCUUCUUUAUGCUAUUGAUGUAUGUUAAUAUGCACACAUACACACACAAACACACACAAUAAAAGGUAACUUAUUACUUUCAAAUUAAAUCUAAGCAUAGUAAAAGUAAAACAUACAGCUACAGUUACACCGGUGUAAACAUCCAACAACCUCUCCUUUGUAUUUUUCUUUUUUAGACACAAAUAUGAUCAGUGCAGAUCAGUGGCGGCUGCUGGUCUUUCAAGGAGGGGAAGCUCAUUUUUCUGGCCUACAUCAUAAUUGUAUUUGUUUAUUAGUAUGUAACAGAACAGAGUCGCCAAACACAACGGCAGUCGUUUUUAACAAAGACAAGAGUCGCUGAGGAUCGGUAAGGUCUCCGGAGCAGUUAAGAACAACGGAAUGAAUAACUUGGAAAAUGCUCUGGUAGAUGUUUUAUUCUUCAAGAUCGCUGAUUCGCUUGUUUAGCUGUCAAUCAAAAAAGGAUUUCACCUCAGACAGCUCAUCCAAUCAUGGAUGCAGAAGCUUGGAGUCCGGGAGAAAGUCGGGACCGCCCUCUCGCCAUAGAACUCCAGUGAAGCUGGGCUUCCGAUGGGCGGGACAAAGCCCAGCAUUUAUCCAAUGAGCGUCUAGUUUCGCUGCUGGAACAACCCACUUUAAGCUUCCACAUUGAAGUCAGCAGAAGCCCAGCGUCCGGCUGUUUAAAGCGCUGAGGCGCUGCGAGGAUGAAUGAGAACGAAGUUAUGCCGGUUACCUGUGAUUAUCAGCUUCUUAUCACAGUGUCUGAACAAAAGAUGAAGGUUUUCUAGUGCGUAUUUAGUUAAUGAAAUGUACACACAGCAGUACGUAUUUCACCACUUUUUCUUUUUUGUGGGGGGUGACAUUUUAAGGGAAGCCGAGCUUCCCUUGCAGUCUUAGAGCAAUCGCCACUGGUGCAGAUCUAAACUCUUUGUUUAGUUUUGGUUGUUUUUAUGCUGUUGGAUCCGAUUUUCUUGUCAGACACUCAUAAACUCAGUUGCUGUGUUGACACAUUACUGAACCUCACUCUGCAGUUAUGGAGGUUAUAAUGUUUAAUCAUUCAGCUGGUUAUCUGAGGAAAAUACGUGUUCCUGGUGUCCUGGUCCAGUUGGCAGCUGGUUAAGUAAUGUGGUUCUGUUUCCACCUCCUUCUGAGAGUUUCUUCUCUUUAGAGCCAGAUCUGUCUGUAGCGGCUCUUGAUGGUGAGGCUGGGCUUGCUGAGUUUGUACAUAGUUAAAGAUUUCCUCAGUUUUGGAUCUGUCACAGUGCUCCAUUUUUCCUCUUUACCUUAAAACAGAACAAAAAAUGGUGUUAGCUGCUUCCUAAUACUGCCUUUGACAGACUCUCUGAAACUCCAAUUCCUAUUCAAAGUCCUAUUCUUUCCAUAAGGAACAGUGACAGCAAAUAUGACUGUCAAGUUUUGGCUUAGUACAUAAUACUGUCACUGAGUCACAGUGGGUCUGUUAACAUGGCUCCUUUUGGUCAUCGUUUAUUAAUCAACAUCAGUAAUCGACAUCAGUAUCUGUAUCUUCUUCUACAUCUGAAUCUGCCGGUGUGCAAGGGGCUCUUCCUCACUGUAUUGGUUGGCACAAGUUUGUAAUUUGCACAGGUUUGUGCACUUCAGCCCAUUGCUGAAACAGUUGCAGUCUGGUGGUUUGUAUGUCCUCACACACUUGCAGGAUAGCAACUGCAAGACCGAAGAAGUAAAGUAAAUGCAGACUAAUAGCAUUAUAAUAACACAACUUUAAUAUGACACUGACAUGUUUUCAAUGCAGGAACUCAAUAUACAAUCAUCCUGGCUGGAGCAGGGCAAGAAGACAUUAGCAACAAAAUAAGAUCUACUGAUGUAUACACUCUACACAAUCAUCUGAGAAAACUCCAAUUCCAAUUCAAAGUCCUAUUCUUUCCAUAAGGAACAGUGACAGCAAAUAUGACUGUCAAGUUUUGGCUUAGUACAUAAUACUUUCACUGAGUCACAGUGGGUCUGUUAACAUAGCUCCCUUUGGUCAUCGUUUAUUAAUCAACAUCAGUAAUCGACAUCAGUAUCUGUAUCUUCUUCUACAUCUGAGUCUGCCGGGUGUGCAAGGGGCUCUUCCUCACUGUAUUGGUUGGCACAAGUUUGUAAUUUGCACAGGUUUGUGCACUUCAGCCCAUUGCUGAGACAGGUGCAGUCUGGUGGUUUGCAUGUCCUCACACACUUGCAGGAUAGCAACUGCAAGACCGAAGAAGUAAAGUAAAUGCAGACUAAUAGCAUUAUAAUAACACAACUUUAAUAUGACGCUGACAUAUUUUCAAUGCAGGAACUCGAUAUACAAUCAUCCUGGCUGGUGCAGGGCAAGAAGACAUUAGCAACAAAAUAAGAUCUACUUCUAAGAUCAGUCUGGUGGUUUGCAUGUCCUCACACACUUGCAGGAUAGGAACUGCAAGACCGCAUCUGGUGCUGGGGAAUCACGCAUCCACUGUAUUUCCAGCUGCCCUUCGUCAUUUAUGGUCCACCCAUGGUCCUUGGGGCUUGGUACAGAUGGCUUGGUAUGAAGAGACCGUCUCCAGAUAGCAACCUGGUAGUUGGCACGAAUCGGUUGCAUUAAUACCCAAUCCUGACAUGGUGUAAGCUGGCUGGACUCAACUUUAGCCAAGGUCCUGCAUGAAGGUGGUGAUAGUGAAAAGAUUGACAUUGUCUUUGACGUUUACAAGGACAUGUCAAUCAAAAAUUCAGAGAGACUAAACAGAGGUGCAGACAUGGGGAUCCAGUUCAGAAACAUUGUUUCUGGCCACAAUAUUCAGCAGUGGAGGAAACCUCUCUGCAGCCCUGCCAACAAAGCCAGUCUCAUCAAGUUCUUGGUGGAGGAAUGGAGUUUUUCUCAGAUGACUGUAAAGAGUGUAUACAUCAGUAGAUCUUAUUUUGUUGCUAAUGUCUUCUUGCCCUGCACCAGCCAGGAUGAUUGUAUAUCAAGUUCCUGCAUUGAAAAUAUGUCAGUGUCAUAUUAAAGUUGUGUUAUUAUAAUGCUAUUAGUCUGCAUUUACUUUACUUCUUCGGUCUUGCAGUUGCUAUCCUGCAAGUGUGUGAGGACAUGCAAACCACCAGACUGCACCUGUCUCAGCAAUGGGCUGAAGUGCACAAACCUGUGCAAAUUACAAACUUGUGCCAACCAAUACAGUGAGGAAGAGCCCCUUGCACACCGGCAGAUUCAGAUGUAGAAGAAGAUACAGAUACUGAUGUCGAUUACUGAUGUUGAUUAAUAAACGAUGACCAAAAGGAGCCAUGUUAACAGACCCACUGUGACUCAGUGACAGUAUUAUGUACUAAGCCAAAACUUGACAGUCAUAUUUGCUGUCACUGUUCCUUAUGGAAAGAAUAGGACUUUGAAUAGGAAUUGGAGUUUUUCUCAGAUGAUUGUAUAGAGUGUAUACAUCAGUAGAUCGUAUUUUGUUGCUAAUGUCUUCUUGCCCUGCACCAGCCAGGAUGAUUAUAUAUUGAGUUCCUGCAUUGAAAAUAUGCCAGUGUCAUAUUAAAGUUGUGUUAUUAUAAUGCUAUUAGUCUGCAUUUAUUUUACUUCUACUUCUAAGUCAAAAAAUAUCCUUAAUUUAGACCUUGAUUUAGACCUGACAAUUGGCUAAUUGAAGCUUAUAUAUACACACCUGUAUUAGAUAAAUUACUUGGAAUACUACUUAGGGGGUUACUACAAGUCUCUAUGACUAGCCAAUAGUUCAAACACACCUAAAUGAGAGGUUAAAAUGAAAGAAAGCUCAUUUUGAAGGAAGGCGAUUUUUCAUUUUUGAACAGCUGCACUCUAUUACUUUAAUGAGUGAUAACUACAAUGAAGCUACCAGUUACCAAGGUCUAUCCUAUAAAAACUUAUUGUAGGGAUGUAUAGCAAUAAAAAAAUCACAACCAGAAUUUGCCCACCCAGGUGGUACCGAUAUGUGAAAUUUUGGUUCUUGGCUCAAGUGCUAUGAUACCUGAAAGAACUGCUCCACCAUCAAAUUGGGCCACUCCCACUUCAUCAACUCAUUUAAUUAGACACAGGUUUGAUUCAUUUAUAGAAAAAAGCAGUGUGACCCAAAAAGAGUAUGACUUUUAAUGUGCUUUUGACUGUCUGUGUUGCUUUUGGAGUUAACAAAAAUUCGCCUAUUGAGGAAAAUAACAAAAUGAGAAAAAAUAUAAAAAGCUACUCCUAUGAAAAGUCUAUCAUAUUUUAAUUUACUAAUAUUGACCCUAAUAACAAUUUAGUAUAUGUGAGGUUUUGCCCACCCAAGUGGUACCGACAUCUGGUCCGGCUCAAGGACUAGGAGAUUCUCUGGAAAAAAAACAGGCAUCUAUCCCAUUACUUCUUGCGUGUUAAAGGUGGGGUAGGCAGGAUUCCAUCAAAGAAGCACCUUUUUGUGCUGUAUAUACUGUACAAAAAGGUUUUAAUAUCAGUCAAUAGCUAUUAGCUACAGUGCCUUGAAAAAGUAUUCAUACCCCUUGAACUUUUUAACCUUGUUUCACUCUACAACCACAAACUUAGAAGUAUUUUAUUGAGAUAUUUUGUCACAAACCAACACAAAGUAGCACAUAAUUGUAAAGUGGAACAACAAUGAUACAUGCUUUUCAAAAAUUCAAACAAAUAAAAAUCUGAAAAGUGUGGUGUGCAUUUGUAUUCAGCUCCCCUGUGUCAGUACUUUGCAGAGCCACCUUUCACUGCAAUUACAGCUGCAAUUCUUUAGGGUACAUCACUACAAGCUUUGUACAUCUAGAGACUGAAAUUUUUGCCCAUUCUUCUUUGCAAAACAGUUCAAGCUCAGCCAGAUUGGACGGAGAGCGUCUGUGAACAACAGUUUUCAAGUCUUGCCGCAGAUGCUCAAUGUGGUUUAGGUCUGGACUUUGACUUGGCCAUUCUAACACAUGAAUAUUCUUUGAUCUAAACCAUUCCAUUGUAACUCUGGCUGUAUGUUUAGGGUCAUUGUCUUACUGGAAGGUGAAUCUCUUUCCCAGUCUCAAUUCUUUAGCAGCCUCCAACAGGUUUUCUUCCAGGAUGGCCCUGUAUUUAGCUCCAUCCAUCCUCCCAUCAACUCUGACCAGCUUCCCUGUCCCUGCUGAAGAAAAGCAUCCUCACAGCAUGAGGCUGUCACCACCAUGUUUCACAGUGGGGAUGGUGUGUUCAGGGUAAUGAGCAGUAUUACUUUUCUGCCACACAUAGCACUUUGUAUUCAGUCCAAAAAGUUCAACUUCGGUUUCAUCUGACCGGAUCACCUUCUCCCACAUGUUUGCUGUGUCCCCUACAUGGCUUGUGGCAAACUGAAAACAGGACUUUUUAUGUCUUUCUGUCAACAAUGGCUUCCUUCUUGCCACUCUUCCAUCGAGGCCAGAUUUGUGGAGUACACGACUUAUAGUUGUCCUGUGGACAGAUUCUCCCACCUGAGCUGUGGAUUUCUGCCGCUCCUCCAGAGUGACCAUGGGCCUCAUGGCUGCUUCUCUCACCAGUGCUCUCCUUGCUCGGUCUGUUAGUUUAGAUGGAUGGCCAUGUCUUGGUAGGUUAGCAGUUGUGGCAUACUUCUUCCAUUUUUGGAUGAUGGAUUGAACAGUGCUCCUUGAGAUGUUCAAAGCUUUGAACAUAUUUUUAUAACCUAACCUUGCUUUAAAGUUCUCCACAACGUUUUCCCUGACCUGUCUGCUGAGUUAAUUGGUCUUCAUGAUGCUCUUUGUUGACUAGUGUUCUCUAACAAAGCACUGAGGCCUUCACACAACAGCUGUAUUUAUGCUGAUACUAAAUUACACACAGGUGAACUCUAUUAGCUAAUCUGGUGACUUCUGAAGGCAAUUAAUUGCACUGCAUUUUAUGGGUAUCAGAGUACAGGGGGCUGAAUACAAAUGCACACCACACUUUUCAGAUUUUUAUUUGUUUAAAAUUUUUGAAAACCAUGUAUCGUUUUCAUUCCACCUCACAAUUAUGUGCUACUUUGUGUUGGUCAAUGACAAAAAAUCUCAAUAAAAUACUUUUGAGUUUGUGGUUGUAGAGUAGGUUUGCCAACUCCCCAAAAAAGAAAUAAGGGACACCUCACUGGCAGGGCCUGAUUGCCUCCACCCUUUCCAGUAUGAUGAAUUUUCAAGCCCUUUUCUGUGUGUGAAACAAUUUAAGUAGAUGCAUCCCUUUUCAGCUCAAUACCGAACGCAUACUUUUGUUUCUAAAUACGGGAUGAUUCCGUUUUGUUACGUUUUUCAAGGGACAGCUGGCAACCCUUUUAUAGAGUAACAAAAUGUGAAAAAGUUCAAGGGGUGUGAAUACAUUUUUCAAGGCACUGUAUAGAUGACAUGUGUAUCCCAUUUGGUAAUAUAAUGAUAUUGCUGUGUUUUGUUAUGUCUGUGUAGUAAACAUUUAAAAUUUUCUGAGUGGCCCGCUCAUUCUGACUGUAAACAAAGCUUUUCUCUGCCUCCCCCAACCUGAUUGGUUGUGAGGCGGACACUGCUCCCUCGUGUUGUGAGGCAUGUUCCAUGUCCUCCGAUAAUGUGCACGACCCCAAACAAAGUUAGCGUGCUACAACAUCGGACAGUAACCAACCAGAUUGUACGGAAAACACAAGGAAAAAAACAAAGUAAGUACCGGAGACUCUGGUGGAAUAAUGGGCUUUUAAAACAGAGGUAGACUGGACAAGAGCGAAGAAGCUGGGUCAACAUCAGCAUAAAUGAUAAGGAACGCUUCAGAAUCUUACAGACCCUGUAACCUUUCUGCUGGAUAGGUGAACCACUAUAACAAAGUAAGCCAAGUGUAACAGAAGUGUUUCUUGUCAAACGGGACCUGCUGCUUGUUGUAGCGCCGCUAAACUGUUUAGCUCGGGUCCUGGACUAUGUCACUUUAUCCUAGUCGUAGAAGUCCUGCAAACAUCGUUUUUGCUGGUAGUCUGUUGGCAUCUGCAGUAGCACCAAUGCUUUUUACUUUCACAUUGACUGGGCCCCAUUUGUAAUUAUCUGAAGUAUUUAUCUGCAUUAUAUCUGAAUUUAAUUGGAACAAUAAGAGCGACCAGGAGUGUCUAUUUGUGGGUGGGGCUUGCUGGAGCAGAGAGGGAGGGGAGAGGAGGAGCUGAGGGGAAAACUGUUUGGGAGGGGUAGUGUUUACAUUUAAGAUUUCUCCAAAAAAACUGGCUCUUCCUCAGAUUCUGCCUACUCAACCUUUAAGCAAGCACUCUACCAUUUGAGCCAGUUCUCUGUCCUGCUGUCAUUUUUCACUGCUUCCAGUCAUUUUUCCUCCAGUGCACUGACGCCUCCUACCUCUCCCCACAUGACCGUCUGCUGUGUAUCUUCCAGCCACGUCAGAGUUCACCUCCCUCCCCCUUCAUGCUCCUGUUUCUGCAGAGCGUCGUGUUUGCAGCAGGGAGCUGCUCUGUAGCAGAACUCACAAACACACAAGCAUUCACAAAAUCACAGUGUGGUAAAGAUGAACAAGCCGCACUUCCUCAUAGAGCUUGUGUUCGGGGGGGGAACUAGACAACUGACUCAUUCAGUGUGAGAAAAGGACAGAAAAGUUAAAGGCAAAAAGGGGAAAAUCUGCUGACCCAGUGUGCUCUGCUAAUCCUUUGUCUUUUGAGCUCAUUAUUUACUGAGGACAAGUGCCAUGCAAUGGUCAGGUUAUGAUGAGAGCAACCUCAGCUGAAUCAAUCAAAAGCUUCUUCAGGCCUGACGCUCCAAUAAAAUGUUUUUGUUUUUGAUUGAAAGGGCUCAGUAUGGUCUGAAUAUGAACUCUCCCCCUCAAGUUCAAACGUACAGAUAAAAAGUUGAGCCUAGAGAAUGCGAUGGGAAAAGUUUAAAGUGUGAGUUUUUUCCUGAACAACUGCUGUUGUAAAUCUGUAGAUGUACACUGUGCAGAAACACAACAGCAACAGGUUGUUGUCAGUUUAAGAACAUUUGGCUCCUCCUCCUUGGGGAACCCCACUCUGAGGGGCGGGUCCUCACUGCUUUUAUUCACUCUGAUUGGACAGGAUAUAAGCUGCUUAAAUACAGCUUUGGCUGUGAUUGGCUGUAAGAGAGAGAUUUCCUGAGAGGAUUCAAAGGAAGGUUGGAGAGGGGAGGAGAGGAGGUGAAGUUUGUAACGGAGAAGAGGCAGAGAGAAAGAAAACAGAUGUAUAAAGGAAGAAUAUUCAGAACAAGGAAGAGGGGGUGAAAUGUUGUUAGCUGUGAACUGGUAUGAGUUAAAGAAGAGGAGGAAGGAAAUGGAGAACUCGAAGGAUGUAAUCCAGCAGCCUUGUGUGGUCUGUGGGGGGACUGACAGACUGAACUGAUGUGAGUACUCAAACUCAAUCUGAGUAUAAUUAAAACUAAACAAACUACAAUCCAAGAGAUGCUCUCUCUGAAAACAUACGGAUAUUAUUAUAGAGAUUUGAUUCACUUUUUUAUGGGUGGGCUGAAACUUUCCCACAAUGCACUGCAAAGGAAAUGGGAGGGCAUCUCUCUGUAUUUAGACAUUAUCCCUUAGAUGCAGACAUACAGACACUGUAAAUCCUGACAUUUGUGCUUCAAAGUGAAACGUCUCCAGAACCUUUUUAAUAAACUGUGAUAAGAUGUGAAUCAGACAGUCAUGCUCCUUGAGGACAAACUAAUAACACUGAUUUUCUGACUUCUCAGCUUUAUCAUUAUCAAGUUGAUGUUUAAACAUGCCCAAUAGGUUUGGCUUUAUUCGCUGAACUAACAAUUUUCACAUCAACCUUAGUUUGGCUUAGUGAUGACUGCUUGUUAGCUAAUGCUAAGCAUCCUAAUAGUCCAGUGGCUAUCAAGAAGAUCUGCAACUCAAGAUCUGAAACGGUGCAAAUUCAUCAUGCAGAAGUCUGACAUGACUGCAACGAUGUAAAUACAUUGCAUAUAAAGGAUGUGCUGCAAAAAUGCUGAAAGAACUGCAUUAACGGCAAACAUUCUGUCACGGCUUCACCCAGAGGUGAGACAUCUCUUCAGUGGUUACUCAGAGGAUUCAAAGUCACCAGGACAAGACCCACUGUACAGACAAGGAUCAAUAAAUAACAAAGUGAAGAGAAACUUGUCAAAAUAUGACAUGAGAUACUACAUUACUCAAUAGAGGGAAUUUGUUUUCUCUGUUCUAAAUGUUGGUUUAAUUAGCAGACUUAAAAAGCAGCUAAAACCUGGUUACAUCCAAACACAAUUAUCUUAAAAUUGUGUGCUCCAAAAGUCCUCACCUAAACAUGAACAAACAGCGAUGUGAAAAAUGAGGAUCGGUGUUCAAACAUGAAGUCACAGUGGUCCCUUUCUCUGCUGCAGAUACAGGAGUCCUCUUAUGGAUACAGAAGCACAGAGGGGGAACAAGGAGGGUGGUGAGGGGGUCAUAGACUUUGGCUCUCAUAGGAAUGCAUGGAGGGGAAUUAGCUCAAAUGUAAGAGCGCUCGCUUAGCAUGUGAGAGGUAGUGGGAUUGAUGCCUGCAUUUUCCAUAUCAUAUUUAGCCCUUUCUUUCCCCAGAAUAGAGACCUAGAUAUGGUAACUAGAGCUGCUCUGAUUGGUUUUUCAUUUGCUCCAGUGUCUUAAAAUAAGUUGUGUUUAAACUGAGAAAGGAAAAGUGAUCAGUGUCAUCAGUGUUGCUGUUUUGAGUGCGUACUUAACUUUUUCAGCAAUCACUGCUCUGUAUUUAUAGGUUACAGUGUAUUUACUCCAAAUGUGUCCAAUCUGCACUGAGGUUGGGACAACAUGUUUGAGUGACAGCUCCAACGCCAGACAGUGAAAACAAGCAAGGGUAAAAAGGGUCUCAUGGAGAAUGCGGGCAUCGAUCCCGCUACCUCUCGCAUGCUAAGCGAGCGCUCUACCAUUUGAGCUAAUUCCCCUCCUUCCAGCUGUCACUGCUCGGGUCUCUCAACACAGCCCUGACUCCCCCGACCCCUUCCCCAGCUGAUUCUGCCAUAGUUUUGUGCCUCCAACAAUACAUCUGGUUCUAAUGCAGAGUGAAAGUCUACUGGUCAUUUCUUAACCUUUCUCUUCAAUUCUUGAUUGAACCCAGUAGACAGUUUAUGGGGACACAGUUUCAAACUUUUUAUCAGAAGCUCUUUUUGGGUUUAAGAUAGAACUUUAAGACUUCUGAGAUAUUAAUGUUUACCACACAGUUGAUACCUGGGCAGGCCACUCAAGCAUAUUCUCAGCUGCUCACGUCAGUUCUCUAAUAGGUACAAGAUCACUAUCCUCAAUCCGUUGUUUAAAUAAACUCUUGCUAAUCACUGCAUGCACCUACAGCAUUAUUUCUGAACAUCAUAUUACCAUAAUGUAGAACUGAAAGAAAGACUGAUUCAAUAACACUUUUCCAACAACAGGAACAUUUGAUCUGUUUGUAUAGAAGAGUUGAUGAUCUGCUGAAGUUGGCAAAAAGGAUUCUGUAUGGAUUUAAAAGUAAAGGUUUAUCAGACCAGACACAAAGAUAUUCAUAUGAAAGGACUCUUUCAUAAGUACAUACCUGAGUUUGGGUGAUUGUAAACGGUUAAAAUCAACUUCUCUUGCCAUGGAAAGAGCAUUUUUUUAGAUUUGCUAACAUUAGGCACCAGGUACAAGACUGAUCAGUGCGUUUUGGAGGGCAUUAAAACAGAAUGGUUACUUCUCAACAUCGAGCACUGUAGAGUCAGAAGAACAAAAUAUAUUGGGGUCGUCUGUAUAAGGAUAGUUAUUAUAAUCAUUAAUAGAGGAGGCAAUGUUAUUGAUAUUGAUAGUAAUUUAACUGGGCCCAGGACUGAUUUGAUCAUGAUAGAAACUAGGGAUGAAACAAUUAUAGAUUUUGACUGUACAAUUAUAGUCUGAGGAAUAAUCAUUGUUUCACAGUUAUCAUGAUUAUUAUGCAUUGAUUAAUUUGACAACAACAAUCAAAUAAACAUUCUUCAGGAAUUUUAAAUGUGUUAUUUAUCGCUGACAGAAAUAACAGUAAUCAAAUGAUACAGUAAAAAUAGUAAAUAUAGAUUAACAAAAGUCCUUUGAAAUUAAAUAAAAGUAGCCUCUAAUCUGUAAACAACCCCCCACCCCCGUCAUAAUGGUUCGAUGGCAAGCCACCCACCUCCUCACAUAAGAUGUGUUUGACCCAUUGAAUUUCCCUUCAGGGAUCAAUUAAAGGUGGGGUAGGCAGGAUCUGAGGAAGUCCCAGUUUUUGGGAGAAAUCUUGACUGUAAACUCUACCCCUCCCAAACAGUUUUCCCCUCAGCUCCUCCUCUCCCCUCCCUCUCUGCUCCAGCAAGCCCCGCCCACAAAUAGACUCCUGCUCGCUCUUAUCGUUUCCAUUAAAUUCAGAUAUAAUGCUGAAAAAUACUUCAGAUAAUUACAAAUGGGGCCCAGUCGAUGUGAAAUUAAAAAUCAUUGGUGUUACUGUAGAUGCCAACAGACUACCAGCAAAAACAAUGUUUGCAAGACUUCUACAACUAGGAUAAAGUGACAUACUCUGGGACCCGAGGUAAACAGUUUAACAGUGCUACAACACGCUACAGCAGGUCCGUUUGACAAGAAACACUUCUGUUACAGACACUUGGCUAGGGUCCGGAAGACCCCAAAGCCUCCUCCAUAGUUUAUGCUCCAUUGAUGAUGACCCAGCUUUUUAGCUCUUGUCCGGUCUCCCUCUGUUUUAAGCGCCCGUUAUGCCGCCGGUAUUUAUUUAUUAUGUUUUAUUGCUUGUGUUGGCAGUCGUGGCUGAAAGGAGGCGAUUCAGACAAUUUUUUGUACUUUCUGGUUGGUUUCUACUGUCCAAUGUUGUAGCACGCUAACUUUGUUUGGGCUCAUGAACGACACGGGAGAGCAGCGUCUGCCUCACAACCAAUCAGCACUAAGGCGCAGUGUCUACCUCACAACCAAUCAGGUUCGGGGAGGCGGAGAAUGGCUUUGUUUACAGUCAGAAUGAACGGGCCACUCAAAAAAUUUAAAAAUGUUGACUACACAGACAUAACAAAACACAGUGAUAUUGUGAUAUUACCAAAUGCCCUCAAAAACUAAUAGCUAUUGACUGAUAUUAAAAGCUUUUUCGUAUAUACACCACAAAAAAAGAUGCUACUUUAAUGGAAUCCUGCCCACCCCACCUUUAAGUUCUUCUUCUUCUUCUUUAACUGCAACUUUUUUAGGGGCAGGUGUUGCAGAUGUGUUAUCUGUCGUCACAAAGGCCUCCCUGGUCAUUCUUGGCAUAUCCAAAAUGCUCCCACAGUGCUGACUUCAGUCUUUUCUUUGGUUAUCACAAAGCUUCGAGGCUGUGUCCUUUUGCCUUUGCUAAGCUAAUGUAGCGUAGGCUUUAGAUAUGGCAUAGCCUCUAUGUCUCUUGAUAGACACAGCACUGUCAGUACUAACACUUAAACACAAUAACACUUUUUUAUUGAACCCUGUAGUAACUGGCUGACAUCUCUGUCAGGCUUAUGUGGCCUCCAGGUUAUCUAGUCUGACUCAGCUGCUGUCAACCAUGAGUGGGAAGCAGAGUGAGCUUGAGGGUCGCCUGAGCGACAUGUUGUCACGCAUUGCCAUGGAGACGGAAGAAAUAAAAGAGCUGGAGCAACAGCUGACUGAUGGUAAGGUGACCACUAUCCAUUCAUGAAAUCUCUUUUAAAUUGGAGCCCUUUGAUUGGCUGAAAAAUGUUUUCAAAGGUGUGUCAUAAAUGUGUGCUCUGUCGUCUCCUCCUGCUGCAGGUCAAAUUUUGGCUAAUGAAGCUCUUCAAAGGGACUUGGAGGGAAUCAUCUCUGGACUUCAGGGGUAUCUGAGGGGACUCAGGGAGCAGGUGUAUAAACACUCCUAUUUAAGGAUCUAUAGUUUUUGGCACUACCACUCUGGCUUCAUCAUUCAGCUCCUGAGGUUUUUCUUGGUUGAGUGAUGAUGUGAUGUCUGUAAACGCAGUCCUGUUUGUGUUUCAGGCUCGCAGUGCUCAGCAGCAGGUUCAAAGUCUGCAGGCUGAAAACAAGAGUCUGCAGCUACAUCUGGAGGUGACUCAAAGACGCUGCAGUCAGCUGGAGGACACCACCAGAACACACAGACAGGUGUGUGCAUGCAGGUGACAGGAGGAGAAAUGGUGCAGUGUUAUACUGUGUUUUUCUAUCAAGAGCAUUUGUUCUGUUUGUCUUUUUUCAGGACAUGUCCAUCCAGCAGGAGGAGCUGACUGUUUUACGGAUGGAGGCCCAGACUCUGAGAGAAAGGCAGCUGAAAAGCAGCAGACAGCAGGUUGAGCUAGAGGUGGAGCUUCAGCAGCUGAGGGAGGAGUUAACUCGACAGAUCAGACAGGGACAGGUGACUCUUAAAUUUAACUGUCUACCAUUACUCAAUAAACAACUCAGUGCUCCUGGUGCGUAUUAGUUUUUGUCUUUGAGUAUCUGCAUGCAGUCAUAUGUAGAAGUAGAAUCUUGAACAUCAUAGCUUGUUAAUUUUAAGUGCAACAAACCAGAUCAGAGCUGUUUCCAGAUCUUCCUGGAAGAUCUGUUGGGUUACAAAAGACAGUCCCAAAGACUUUUAUCCAGCUGAUAAACACAAUGAAACUGUUUGUAUGUAAUUUUUUUUGUUUUGUGUGGUUAUAGUUGCAGCGUGAUGCUCUUCAGGCUGAUGUUGACAGGGAGAAACAGACCAGAGUGAUUAGAGAGUCUCAGCUGCAGUCGUUCAUCGUCACCCUGCAGGUCAGAGAGCCAAGUUCUUUAAUCUUCAAAAUCAGAACUUAAACCAGCUGGAAAAGGUCAAGAGGGGCUCACACUGAAAUUCAUAAAACACAUGUCUGUGUGCAGGAUGAGAAGGAGUCUCUCCAGCGAGUUAAAGAGAGACUACAGGCCCAACUGGACGAGACCAAAGCCCAGUUAAACCAGACUGCAAACCAGUUCAAAGACAGCAGGAUCCAGCUAGAUCAGAGCAGACUUAAGCUGGACCAGCUCACAGCAUCCUUGUUGGAUUCUCAGGGGGUCCAGAGUGAAUCUGAUGAGUUUGAUGGAGGCAAAUACAGGUACUAGUACUUGAAACCUGGUAUUGUUUUUGUACCCUGGUUAACAUAUUUUAUUGGCCAACAGGUUUUCUCUGCCUGACUGUUUCACUUUAACGACCUUGUUGGAGCUGGUUGGUGUAUUCAGCCCCUCCAGGAAGGAAAUUCUCUUAUUUCCCUUACUCAGCCAGUUCUUUGACAGUAAAACAUUGAUCCCCAAAGAGCUGCUCUGUUGUAGAAACAUUAGAGGUUUGACAUUACUGCCUUUGUUGUACUUUGUUAAUGUUUUUCCAGACAGCUGCACGGCAGAGACUUGCUUUAUUUUCCAUUUGGUCUGUGUUUCAAAGUCAUCCACCAUGACUGAAUACCAUGAGCUACGUUGGAUGCAGUACACUUCAGUUUCUGAGUUUCACCCACACCAAAACCCUCCAAUGUGGAUGGGAUUUGAAUCCACACGUGCAGAGCACAAUGGAUUAGGAUUAGCAGGCCAUCACCUUAACCACUCAGACAAAAUUGGGGCAACAGGGACUGAAGGUGCAGCCAGCUUGUCAUACUUUUAAUUUUCAAUGGCUCUAUCAUUUAUGGGACUUUGUCUGGACAUCAUAUUGUAGGUUAAUAUGCUGUAAACAUCUCAUAUCUAAGCAGCUGAGUGAUAUUUGUCAUAGUAAACACAGUUAUUUUGUUGUCCAAGAUGUGGAUCCUGUUGGUGAGCCAGACAGCCGAGCAGAGAGUGAGAUAAAAUUUGACCUUUGAAACCAGAGCAGGAGAGUCACAUGACUCAAAGGUCAGGAGCAGGCGUGUGUCAGCUGGCUGAGUAAGUCAGCCCACUGCUGACCAAACUACUGAGUGUGGGACUUUGUUUGCUGUCAGUAAGGUCUCUGGUUAGUUAAAACAGGUUAGCUCUGAGUCCUAAAUCACUGAACAUAUUUCCAGAGUGGAAAAUCGUUCUGAGAGAGCGGGCAUGGAUCCCACCAUCCCUCAGAUGCUAAGCAAGUGAUCUGCUAUUUGAGCUAAUUAUUCUGUACUACCAUAGGCCUCCAACAGGUCAGCAAGAAUUUAAUAGUAAAAUCCUCAGUAUUGUUUGUUUAACGUCUCAGUUCCUCAGGUAGAAAACUAGAUUGCUGUUUUCCAAAGACAAAGAGAUUAAUUUGAAAACAGGGAACUUCCUCUGUUCACCCUCAGUUACAGAUGUGAUGGGUUAUGACUUAUGUGCACAAACAGUCAGUAGUUUUUUUUAUGUAAAAAUAAGAUAUUUACAUUAUCGGAUGAAAUCGAAAAGUUUUCUUUUGGAAGAGGGAGCAGUCAUAUCAUUUGCAGGUGUUGUUGUCACCUGCAGUUUUUACAGUAUUUAAGUCUUUUCAGUCCAGUUUGAUUUGAUCAGCCAACUUGAUCUCUCAAGGGCAAUUCAACAGCCUACCUCUGAACACUUUUUAUAGGGGUAAAUACUGAAGGUGUUCUCUGAUCUCUACCCCUCUGACCAGAGUGUAAGUUUGGUGGUGUGUUCACACACAGUAGAGGGACAUGAAAACAAGUCUUCUGGAGAAUGCGGGCAUCGAUCCCGCUACCUCUCGCAUGCUAAGCGAGCGCUCUACCAUUUGAGCUAAUUCCCCUGUGGUUAGAUGGGGGAGCAAAGAUUCUCUCUUCAAGUCACAAGCACCAUGCGCAAAACAACUGAAUGUUAAUACAUAAAUCUAUCUUUAAUGGAUUCCUAAUUGCUUCUCAAAGGAGAAUACUUGCCUUUUCCCACCUAAUGCAUUUUUUUGUAAUGCAUGUGAUACCUGCUAUACCUGCUAUGGCCGUUUGUAUGCAGGAGCAUGGCUGAUUUGACCCACAGGAAGGCAAACUAUAACUGUUAGCAAAGAGGCUAAAGGCACUAAAGCUUCAGGUUGUUGUGUACAUUCUUUCUAAUCUAAGGUAGAAAAGUGAAGGUGGUACAGAAACAUUCAGCUCUGAUCGAGACACUCUAAAGUCACCAGUGUUUAUUCAUUAGACAUUAGACCACCAGUAAAACUGAUGAAGUGUAUAAUCAUAAAGGUUGCUGCAUACAAAUGGUGUGUCUGUCUACUGUCCUGUCUCAUCAUAGUCCUGUCAGUCCUGAGGACCUGUGGUCCAGGAGUGUAGAGCAGCUCUACAGAGUGAUCGAGCAGAGCAGGACCUGCAGGGACAAGCCCCAACAGAUGGCUCAGCUGGAGGCCCAGGUGAUCUGUGGUGUGGAGCAGGAUCAGGAGUCCAACUGGGGGCAGAAAGAGGAACUGAAGAGUCUGAGAGGCAGACUGGAGAAGUCUCAGAGCAGAAACAGACAUAUUCAGCAGGAACUGGUGAGUGUAAACCAUCUGAUUUUAACAGCCUCCAAAAAAUCACUGACCCUCUCUGGAGGACAGAAAGCUAUGGGAUGUCAGGAAUCACACAAAGUUUAUCUCCUGAAUGCUAACAGUUUGAUAAAACCAGUGGAUUUUAAAGUUAGUUGUUCCAUUAUACCAUUUUACUUCUGGAGCUAAUAUUGUAAACCUAAUAUUGCAAACUUAACAAUCAGCGCUUUCACAUUAAGUAUAUGAAAGCACUGAGGGGGCAUCAUUCCCAAACACAGAGUAUAAAACAAUCCCUUCCUUUUCCAGGUAUAUUUCGAGGGGGACCAACUUCUCUGACAUCCCAAAAAUCUGAACACAUGUUGCACAAACAUACCAGUACUUAAUCGUUGCUGUGAUAAUGAGUUAUUGUGUGUUUUUUCUAAAAUGAUGAUAUUUGUUUAUACUGUGCAGGAGGCAAAGCUGCAGCAGAGCCGCGUGCAGCUUCAGGAUGUUCUGAGGGAAAGAGACACACUUUUGGGUCAGGUAUGUCAUGUAUCCUUCACUAACAUACAUAAAUCACCUUUUAGAAAAGUUCAUUACUCUUCCUUUGCUUCCUUUUAAAAAUCAUUGAGUUCAAGGUUCAAAGUAGCUUUAUGUUCAGUUCUGCAAUAUGUGUAACACAUACAAAGAAUUGAAAUUGCUUUACUUAAGGGUUCACAGUGCUAUGGUAAACAUUCAGUCUAUAAAGGUUCAGUAUAAAAAUAAAAAGAAUAAAAGUACAAAUCAAUUGUGAAAAUAUCAAAAAGAAUAGACACACUACAGUCAUAGUGUAACACAAGUCAUUGAUCCUCUAAACACACAAUAGCCCUCAUUUAUCAAGCUUGCGUAGAACUGAGCGCAGAUCUGAGUGCAGGAUUCAUAGUAUGAUAGGAUGAAUGUGAGAUUUAUGAAAUGGUUCGUAUCUGACCAAUCCCAGCGUACGUAUGACCGGGUCUUGAUAAAUGCAGCGGCUGAAAUCAAUCAUCAUUAACAUGUUUACGCCCUUAAAUAUUCGUGGUUCAGAAGCCUCGUCCACUGAGGUCAAACAUGAAAGAGGAGAAAUAUCAGAAAGAUUAGAAACUAUUCCGAGCUGAAAGUGGAUAUCCUCACAUCUGUGGUGGAAACUAACAAGGAUUUUCUCUUUGGAAGCAUCAAAACUGGUAUAAAAGCAGUCCAGAAAACUCCUGUCUGGAGCAGGAUUAUGGUGGCAGUGAACAGCGCUGCCGCGGAGUAGCGGACAGUGGCUAAAGUUUGAAUAAAUUAUUAGUCAAUAGGUUGCUUAUGAUGAUAAAUUAAUAUCUCAUACAUGCCUCAUAUUCUUUUUAUUUAAUCAAUCAAUCACUUUAUUUAUAAAGCACUUUUCAUACAUAAACUUGUAUCACAAAGGGCUGUACACGAGAAGGAGAGGAUCAGGGGAUACAAGAUAAAAUACAAAAUAAAACACAAACUGCAAAAACCCCACCCACCAACCCACCCUCCAAGCCCGCAUUUAACAGAGACCCCCCCCCCACCCACCCACACACACACCCACACACACACACACACACACACACAACCAUCGGGACACCAAGUCAGGGCUCAACAGGAAGCCACAGAGGACCAAGGAAAUGCUAUCUUAAACUAAAAUGGGGAAACACAGGAGCUGAAGCUAAGCUGAUAAAGCAUGACAAGAUAUAAAAAAUAAAGUGUAAGAUAAUAAUUCUAGGACUAAAGUGGAGUAAAAUACUGAAAAGAGUAGACUAAAAGAGAGGCUAGAGGAAUAAAACAUUAUUGCCAUGACAUAGGGUACGUUACGCCUAUUAUUGAAAGUAUUUAGUUUUAAUUUGUUGCUUCUUUGUAAUGUAGAGCAGACUGGAGAGUCUGACAGAGGCUGAACGAAAAUAAUUAUUAACCUCACCAAACGGUGUGUUGCUGCCCCUGAGGCACAUUUUUAUGGAAUUUCUAUUGGAUUUUUAUCACUGAAUAAAUAGCAAGAGCACUUUCUAAACUUAUACUUUACAUGUCAGAAUCCAUGGAUAAGGUCCUGUCUCCUCUGUACAGCACCUCUGUGGAGUCUCUCCUCGUUAUUGUUCUCCGGGCAUCAGGUCCUCAUGUUGCACCGGCACAGCCAACGGCACUCCAUUCACCAGUGCAACAUUGUGCAAACCUGUACCAGCCCAAAUGAUGUCCCACACCCUUUCAGAAGUGUACAACAACGUCCCCGCUUCUGGGCCAAGACAGAGACACCUGCCUUUUAGGAGUCAAAUGCAGCGCUCCACAGUGGCUCGUGUGCAUGUGUGCGCAAUGUUAAAACAGCGAGUUAUCAAAUAGGCCUAUUCACUAAGGACAUAACAAAUUUAUUUCAUUUUAUUUACGUCUUAAUCUUAAAUGGAAUCUGGCUGCUUGUGCUUAAUGACAGGUUUGAGGUCUGUAUAUCAAUUAUUUUGAGACAGACAUUUGCUGCACCGUCGCAACUUACAUACGCAAGGUGUACGUAAGUUUUCUGCCGUAUGCAAGCUUGAUAAAUGGGGGCCGAUAAGUUUUGUAGUGAUGAAGGUACAGAAGAUAACAACUAUAUUUAACAGCAGCUGUGCAUUAUGGGAGUGACUGUCAUGUGGUGUGUUUCAGCUGCGUUCACAGAGCAACAAAAACCAGCGAAGCAUCCACAAACUGAACGAGAAGCUACAGCAGCUCAGCAGCUCCAUGCAUGAUUCCAAUCAGCUGACUGCAGAUCAGCUGAAGUCAGCCAUUGAACAAUUGAGUGAUCUGAACCACAUGGUGGAGCUGCUUCACACAAACUCUGAGCAGGUAAUGUCAGUUCUAUGUAAUUUUAUUUAUGUGGUUAAUUUAAAAGGCCCCCCUGGGUUGAUGAAGUUAAUCUCUAAUGUCUUAUUUUAAAAUGUUUUUUUCCAUACAGUGCGGUGGCUUUAAGGAGAGCCACAUAAAAGCUAUUUCUAUUGAAAGCUCUCCUGUGGAAAUUUCAGUUUGAAAUGGUUUAGCGCCCUCUGUGGACAAAGUGAUACCUUGACUUUCUUUCCUGUCAUGUCUUGUACAUACAAAGUGAACCUCUUUUCUUUUGAAGGUCUUCUUUCCUGUUGCAGUGAAAUGCGUCACAUACUUUGAAUAUUUGCUGCAGAAAAUGGAAACCAAAUGCUCCAUUGUCUUGAAGGUGGCAUUUAAGUUCAGUAUUUUAUGGGUUUUUAUAAUGCCGUUCAUUUAGCAGUUUACAAUCUGCUCUCUUUUGUCUUUCAGUGUUGACAGUUAGUAGAUGGAGUGGGGUUUUUUAGUGUCAUGUGGCCACUUUUACCUAGUAUCAGCGUUAAAAAGUGAAAUUAUCAUGGUCAGUCAGUGUUUUUAUGUAAAACAUUUGAUGGUUGUUUUCAUUUAAUUCAGAUCUAAAAAUAGAAAAAAACUGCCUUUGAACCGUCAAAGUUCACUAGAGAAUCUUUUCUUUCUGUUUGUGUCAGAACUCAACGGACGAGCACGAGGUCAGCGUCGACUCACCCACACUGAAGUCUGAACACAAACAUGACGUAGAGGAGCUGAAAGCUGAGCUGACCAAAGCUCAGAGACACACACACAGACUGAGAAAGAAGCUGGACCAGACUAGGACCAGGACCAGGACCAGGACUGGAAAUGGAGGACAGUGGUGCUUCAUACCUCCUGGACACAGCGUGAGGCUUUAAAGCUUUUCGUAAAGCUUAAACACUGACACACACACUGAUGUUAUUCGCGUGGUGUUAUCAGCCGUGAGUGUCUGCACAUGGCAGUCAGAAACAAAAGUGAAAAAAGUUAUUAAUAAAAAUGGGAUAACCCAUGCAUUAUGUGACACUGAAGUUUCUCUGUCUCUCAGGAUCCCUGUCUGGAUUCUCAGGGGACUCAGGACUCUGGUUUGGGCCUGCAUAACCUCACCUCUCCUGAACGGGGGCAACAGCAGGACAGACCGCCCACAGGAGGAGGGUACUGGGUUUACAUUCCUCCAGCACACACUGACUCAGGAACAGGUACAAUCACAUGUUUAACCCUAUUUUUACAAAACAGUGGGUAUGUAAGUGUAGGUGUAAGUGCAGGCGUCUCCUAACCUGUAAAACCGUCUCCAGCUGCAGCAGCAGAGUGGAGGGACAGCGGAGGAGGCAGUGACGCUGCUAGGAGCCCCAGAAGACACACACCCCCUCCUUCUCCUCCUGUCCCAGAUACAGCUGCUCCUGCUGGGCUGUCUGAUAGUCACACUCCUGUGGUGGGACCUGCCUGGCUGCUUUAUGAAUCACCCUCAGCUGUUGUUUACGGCUCUCCAGCAGGAGGCGCUGUGCUGCACUGUAACAUCCCAGAACACAAAGACAAGGUGAGGUUGAGUCAAGGAAAUCUGGUUUAUCUUCCAUCAACCACAAAAAAAAAAAAAAAAAACUCAACAAAGUAUUCAAUUUGUUUUGAGGGUUAAUGAGGGAUGGAUCUGAAAACAUCAAGACAAUAUCAUCUUACAUCAGCAGAAUAAUCAAAUAAUUCAAUUGUAGUUGAAAAUAACAUGAACAAAAUCCAAAUGGCAGCUAAUACAGAUAUAGCUCAGAGAAGUAUGUUAUAGUAGUAGCAUUUUAAAAACUUCUCACACCACAUUUAAAUUGAUACUGUUGUAUUGUCAAUUAUUUCAUAAGAGCUUAGAUAAAUUUAUGCAAUCUUCAUUAGUGUAUUUUUAUUUAAGCGUGUGUGUGUGUGUGUGUGUGUGUGUGUGUGUGUGUGUGUGUGUGUGUGUGUGUGUGUGUGUGUGUCAGGAGGUGGACCGGUGUGAGUGUGAGUGUAUUCACAGAAAAGCAGAGAGACUGGAAGUAAAGAGGAAGAAACUGCUAAAGGAAACCAGACAACUGCGACGAAGCAGGUUAUUCACCCACAGUUUAUAACUUCUUUUAUGCUAACUGUUUGUUUUUGGUAUUGUGUGUGUUGAUCCUGUUAUUACUUUUAUCUUGUACAUGCCAUCUUCUUUUCAUUUUGUUUUAAUUUACUUUGAAUGACUAAAACAACAUCUGUGUUCACAAUCUUCCCAAAGAUACAACCUCAAAUCCAAAAACAACCUGAGACGUCUGAAAAGAGACAUGAUGGGGGGUAGGGGGACACCGACCAAAGAGGGAUGGAGACACAGUUGACUUUUAACAAUCAAUAAACUGGUCUAAAGAAGAGGAAGAACUUUAUUGAUCCCUGAAGGGAAAUUCACACAGGACCCAGCUCAUUAUUCAGUGUGUGUGUGUGUGUUUGUGUGUACAGAAGCGUGAGGCAGGUGUGUGAUGAGGUGGAGUGUGUGGAAGAAACUCUGCUGAAGAGACGAGCUGAACUUCGGCAGGCUGACAGGCUGCUGCUGGAGGCUCAGAGCAGCAUUCACACCUCCAGAGACAAGGUACACACACACAUGUACACACACACACACACACACACACACACACACAGAGUAACAUUUCUCCCUGUACCUCACUCAUGACAAAUAAUCUGAUCCUGCUCCUGUGGUCACUUCAGGCCAGUUCAGCUCAGCAGGAGGCCGACAUACUGCUGCAAACAGCUCAGGACAGCGCCAUCUGUCUGCUGGAGGCCACACAGCAAAUGAGGUGAACUCCUUCUGAUCCACCUCUGACCUCCAGACUCAGAUAAAGGUUUCUGAUUCUUUGUCAUCAUCUUCAUCAUUGGCUUUAAUUGUCCUCAGAGAGCUGCAGGAGGAGGUGGAGGAGCUGGAGAGAAGGAGGCAGGAAAAGGUGGGCUCUCUGAAGGAGGUGAAGGAGGCACUGAGGAGCAGAAGAGAGGAGUUUCAGAGGUUUGGAACAGAAAUACACUCAGCUACAGACAGGUACACAACAGACCAUCAGCUGUGAGAAGCUUCUAUAGAUCAGGACCAUAGACAGUAUAUAGAAUGGACAGAGUCUGCCUCUUUACUGAGUGAAACCACCAUUUGAACAGCACCCUCUGGUGACGGGCUGCAGUAUAGGUCAUAUAUCCCGCCUCCUCCAGCAAAGCUUAUGGGGCUGUGGACAAACUUCAGAAAUUUAUUACACAGAAUAUAUAUAUAUUUCCCCCCCCCUGGUUGCGAUGUUGACAUGUAGUUUUAGUAAGACUGGUUUGUGCUCAAGUCCUCUUUUUUUCUGUGCAGUUCCAUUUUUAAAAGUUAUUAGGGGGUUCAUGUUUUCUAUGAUUGACACCUGAUACAGCCUAUGGGCACAUGGGGGAUACGCUGUUUGAGCCGAGCAUCAUGCUAGCGACUCUCGGCGACUCUCCCGCCGAAUGCGUACAAUACUACUGCGCAGUGUGGGUUUCAGGAAGUGGAGAAAAAAACAUGGAAUUACCGAGAGCUUUUCGGCUUCAAAUCCGUAUACUGGUGGAAGGCAGAACCAAGUUGUCCAUAAUAUAUACAAUCUAUGAUCAGGACACAUUUUGAAUAAAGCCAUUUAUUCAACUCCUGACCCUUGUGUUUGUGUAUUUGUGUGUUCAGAUUGACUCAUGUGCUGUCAGAACUUAAGGAGUCUCAAAAGCAUCUGCACUCAGUCAGUUGUCAGGUAACUUUUAUCUUUUAAAUUUUUUAUGUCAUCUAUUGUUCUCACAUAAUUCAAUGAUGUGGCACCAACAUACACAGUGUUCAAUAGUUUGUUGUAGACUUAUUAAUUUCAGGAAAAAUGAAGACAUUAUCUUCAAAAUGUGCCUCAAAAUACAGCAGAAUAUUUGGCAUGUUAGAAUAUUUGUUACAUAUUAAAACAUGUUACUGGCAAAGAUCACCAUGUUUAUUAGACUGUUAUGUGCAUGGAAUAGUGAUAUAAUAAUACAUAACUACACAUACAUACCUACUGUACAUAAUUACCUUGUAUUUUCUUCUUUUUCUCAUAAUUAAAAACAGCUAGACAGAAAUCUGUAAGUGUCAUGUAAUGAUAUUUUAGUGUGCCAAUAUUUUUAAGUCCACAUUUAUGUUAGCAAAUGUUCCUUCAUGCAAAUUUGUUUUCCUCAUUUAUGUAUAAAUUUUUUACAGUUGAUCAAACAAUAACAACAUACUAUCAGCAUUAUAUAUCAGCCAUCAGAGGACCUGCUCCAUUAUUAUCACCACUGUCAGUUGAAGGACUGAUACCAGUCAACCACUUUGAGGCUUUACUUGAUUGGAAUACUUGCCUGGUGUUGUUUUUUUCCAGUCUUAGAAAUAAUCACACUGGCUGCUGUAAAUAAAGUUCAAUCCAUGAAAGUUGUAAUCUAGUAGAUAAGAUUUAAAGAAGACUUUUCCCCUUUAUUCUUCUUCCCAUUCUGGACCAUUUGUUCUGUGUCUUUUAGCUGAUCAGUGAGCAGUUAUAGAAAACACGUAACACUUCUGACCUCCUGCAGGUGGAGCAGCAGGAACAGAUUUUAUCUCAGGAGAAGGAGGAGCAACAAACAGCAGUAAGAAGACUGGAGGAGGUCAGAGAGGAGGAGCAACUACUGCAGAACAAAGUCAAGGUGACCAGAGGGGAGCAGGAGGGAUGUUAUUGUUCUUUUUACUGCACAGACAAAGGUUUUAUCAAAAGUAUAAAAAGCUUUCAGUUUGUGACAACCUGUGGGAGCCUGACUUUUACCCCCAAAAAUAGACUCCAUCCUUCAGAAGCUUUUGAUAAGAAAAAGUGAACAAAACAAGACGCCACAAGGUUUUUUUAAGAUGCGAUACAUGUAAAUGAUUAAAAGAGACAGACGACAAGUUAGUUGUAGUUUAAUCGUAGUAAAUUCGUCUAUCAGCAAACUGUUGUGCGUGUCUGUGCAGGAGCUGUUGGCGCAGCAGGAGGUGCUUUUGAGUGAGCGGAGGUCCACAGUCGUUGCUUUGAAAGAGGAGGAGCAGAAACUGAUCACGGUGCAGUCUGAUCUCAGCACACACAGAGCAGGUAACAACACAAACACAAUAAUGAACCACAGCUCUAGUAUUGCAAAUUGUUUUAAGGUCUAGGGGGUUACCGUCUUCAAGAGGCAGCUCAUUUGCACAUAAACUAAUUUAAGUUAAUUAAAGUUAUUUGUUUCCAGAUUUAAAGCAGGUACUCCAGGAGUUACUUGCAGAGCAGCAGGCACUGGAGGAUGUGCAAAUCAAACGUACCCACAGUAUCGAGCGACUCCACAAGAAGCAGGAUCAGCUGGGCAGAAUACAAGAAGAGGUGGACAGGACAAAAGAGGAACUGGCAAAGACAAAGGAUGAAUUAGACGUAAAAAAGGAUGAACUGGACAGGAAGAAGGCUGAGGUGAACGAGAUGAGAGAUGAGCUGUUCAAGGUAAAAGAUGAAGCUGACAAGAAAAAGGAUGAGCUGGAAAAGAUGAGAGAGGAGGCACUGUGGAAGAAGAAUGAAGUGGACAGACUGCAGGAGGAUGUGGAGGAGAAAAGAGGAGAGCUGACUGAGCUGCAGCAAGAGGUGGAGUCAAAGAGGGAAGAGACAGUGAGACUUUUGAUGGAGACAAAACAACAGCAGACAGAGCUGCAGGUGAGCGGGAAUGAUUGAAGAUGCAGGUAGAGAUAGAUUUUCUUUCUGCACACUCCAUCGUUCACAGAUGAGAUUUGACCUGAAAGCUGAACAUCAUAAAUGCGUUGUGAUAUGCUGUUAAAUUAAAAAGAAACUCAAUAGAGUUUAUUUCUAGAGCACAUUUCAGCACCAGAGCGAUUCAAAGUGCUUUAGACAAGACGUAAAAAAAUCUUUACAGAGGUCAGAAAAACAUUUCAAAGAAAACACUUAAAACUAUUCAAAUAUGACUUUGAAGAUCAUCGAUACAAGGAUAAAAAAAAACUGAUGAGAUUAUGUCCAAUAAAAUGGACAUUUAAAUAGUUUGUUAUGAAAAUCAAAUAAUAUUUGAUUAUCAUAUUUUGUUUUUGUGCAGGAGGUUCAGGAGGAAUGGAGUAAGAGGAGGGAGGAGAGGAGCAGCUUACAGGAGCAGUGUAAACACCUGGAGGCCAGACGCAGACAUGCAGACAGGUACGAUGAAUAGAUCAGUUUCAUUAUAAACAUAUAAAAACUGUGUGAACAUGUGUUGGUAAAAAAGGAACUUCUAAUUGUGUGUUUAUAUUGUAAUCUGCAUUUCUUUAUUGUGUGUCUGCUGGUGUUUCUCAGGAGUCUGUCAGCAGUGGAGGCGGAGCUUAUCAAACAGAGGGAGGAGCUUAGUCAUCUCAAACAGAAGGUGGACAGAGAGUCAGCAGCCGUUCACACUCAGCUAAAUGGUAUCAGAACACAGAUUCAACUUAACUCACGCCAAGGGACGAUUUAGCUGAAGCAGUUUACCAAAAAGCAAGUCUCAACAACUGACAGGGCAGAACAUCAGCGCUUAAACUUAUGUCUGGUUCGUGUUUCAGAGAACUCUGAGCUGCUGUCUUUGCUGAGUGAACGAGUGGAGGAGAGAAAGAAACAGCUGCAGACUCUGGAGCAGGUAAAAACACACAGAGAGGCUGCUUUCUCUUACCAGGUGAAGUUUCUUCAUGAUGAAUGUUUUUCUGCUCUGAAGGAGGUGAAAGUGUGCAGCGGGCAGCAGGAGCAGAAAGAAGAACAGCUGAAGGAGCUGGACGGACAGAUACGACACAAACAAGUAAAAUAUGUCAACUGUUUGGCCUGAUUACAGGCUACAUGCUAAGUUUGAAUUGAUCUGCUGUCAGUAGACUUGUAAGUAACAGGUAUAGGGUAGUAAUUUUCAUACUGAGCAACACUUGGAUUAAGCAUGAACUGAACUAGUUCCUCUGUUCAGCUCUUCUUACGAUCUUUCCUCUCUGUCUGUGUCUCUCUCAGGCAUCGUGUGCUGGAUUGGAGGAUGUUCAAACUGCAGUGUGUCAGCUGGAGGGGAGAGAGCGGCGUCUGAAUGCCCAGCUGCAGGAACUAAACCAGAUCGGUUAGUCAACACUCUGCUCAGUCAUAUCAGAGUGUAUCUGCCCAUCCUCACUCUGGGAUCAUGUAAGGGUCUCUUCAGGUCACUGAGGCCUACAGAGUAAAUACUGAAUAUUUGAUUUAUUCUUACUGGUCAGAGAAGGAGCUGAGUGAGAGGGAGAAAUGGCUGAUCAGAAAAGAGGAGGAGCUACAGAGGAAAGGGAAGGGGCUUUUCGAGAAAGAAGAACUGCACAAAAAAGUUGAGGUAAAUCAUUAAAAUAAUAAAUAACAAACCAAAUCAUUUAGAUUUUCUUUAAACUCAUUUCUUCUCAACAAACGUUUUGCUGUGUUUUUGUGGGAUAAGGAUUUCAGCAGGAAAGAAGAAGAAGAUGAAGAGGAGGAGGAGUCAUUCUACCUGUCUAUAGCUGGACUCAGAUCAGACUUCAGUACAGAGGUGAGUCCUGGGUCCUGGACAGCAAACAGGAUAUAAAGUUAUGGAGGAAAUUUCAGGGUUCAGUUGAAAAGUAUAAUAUCAUGGAGGUACAACCGUUAGUUCUCAUGAUCCUGGAGAUGAUAAACGAGGAAAGGAGACUGACAGGGACCCUCCAUCCUACAUAUAAAUAUUGUGGAAAGAAAGAUUGUGCCAAAACUCUUGACGGUUAAUCUUCUUGCCUUUUUAUACUUUGAUAAAGGAGAAGAAACCAAGCCUAAAUACAUCACUUAUCAUUAGUUUCAGAAGUGUUACAUGAUUUCUAUAACUCUGCUCACUGAUCAAUAAAACUCUGACCAAUACAUAUGUAUUGUUUUUGGUACAGAGACUUUGACUGGACCAAACUGCUCUGAGUGAACUGUCACUUUGUCUCUGAUCUGUCACUCAAAAUUGGAGUAAUACAGUAACAGGCUGAGGGGCACAGAGUUCAUUUAUCGUUAGUCAGAUGUGUGUUGUUGUCUCUGCCUCUGUGCUUUUUUCUCAUUUUCAUUCCUAAACUUUUUCUGAUGCACGUCAGUAACAAAGAUACACCCAGGUGCCAAAUGAAAAGGAUUAAUUGUGCUCGCCUUCAUCAGAGAGGGGCUAACACCACCAGGGCCUUCAGGUUGUUCUUAAAGGGAUAUUCCGGCAUAAAAUUAAUUUAGGGUCAAACACACUAACACUGAGUUAGACACCCUGUUGAGGAUGAAUGUUGCCAACUGCUUGCUUCUCUAGUGAUACCCACUUUAGUAAAGACCGCAGGAUAGCAAUACACAGCGGUCUGAGGAGCCAUAAACAAACCUUAACCAAAAAGUCACUCUAUAACCACAAAUAAUGCUCAGAACAGCACCUAACUUCAUCAACAGUACAUAUAGGGUCCUAGCCACAGCACUAGCCACCAAACAUCUUUUUAACUUUGCCUGAUUUCUUUAGCAAAGAGACUAAACACAACUCACCCACUCUCUUCCAGCAGCUGCUUAUUUGUAGUGAGACCUCAGAUGAGUCCAUCCCCAACUGCAGUGGGGUGACGCAGCUCAAGGAAAAACAUUUCUGAUCAUUUCAUGGAAAUGUAAUCAGGCCGAGACGCUAAGGCAGAAGAACUACCACAUCUGCCGUGCAAAAUGAUUAAUAUAGUGAUUAUUACUUCAACGAAAUGAUAAAGUAAUGAUCAUAAAUGUUCUCCCUUGAGCUGCGUCCCCCUGCUGUAGUCAAUGAUACAAUAGACCAAGGUCUCGCUACAAACAAGCGGUGGCCAGAAAAGAGUAGGUGAAUUGUGUUUGGUCUCUUUGCUAAAGAAAUCAGGGAAAACUAAAAAGAUGUUUGAUGGCUAGUGCUGUGGCUGGGACCCUACAUGUACUGUUCAUAAAGUUAGGUUCUGUUCUGAGCAUUAUCUGUGGCUAUAGAGUGGCUUUUUGGUUGAGGUUUGUUUAUGGCUCCUCAGACCGCUGUGUAUUACUAUCUGCGGUCGUUACUAAAGUUGGUAUAACUAGAGAAGCAAGUGGCCGGCAACAUUCAUCUCUUGAGGGGGUGUCUAACUCGGUGUUACGGUGUGUUUGACCCUAAAUUAAUUUUCGCCGGAAUAUCCCUUUAAAUUAGAUGUAAAAUCAUGCUAAGAUACAGUAUUUUAUCCCUGUGUGUUUUCAGGAGGAGCACUGGGAGGUGGAGCUGCAGAGAGAACAACUGAGACAACAAGAGGAUCAUCUGAAAGUAAAUAUUUUAUUCAAACAUUUUAUACAAGAAACAAAUAUGUUAAUUAAUCCAGGCAAACCAACUCUUAAAAAAAAGUCCCAUAACAGGAGCAAACAGUGAAGAUAUUAAGUUAAAAGGAAAAAUCCUGUCUGAUGGUUUUGACUCCACACAAAGUUUGAUUUUAUUGACUUACACCAACAGAACAAAACAAAGAGCUGCAGGAUUUCUGUGAAACAAUGUUGAGGUGAGGGAAAUUCAGUAACAGCUGAAAAUUCGCUUUUCUAGGCUCGUCUGCGCUGCAGUUUGUGGAAUCAGCAGGACAACCUGAAUCUGAAACGACUGGAGACUGAGGAGAGCUUACUGGGACUGAAACACAAACUGGACCGACUGGACUCUCUGCUCACUCACUAGCCAUAACAGACACACACACACACAGACAUACACACACUGGGUAUAUGACACAUGGAGUCUGAUGGCUUUUAAGGAGGGAUAUAUAUAAAAAAAACUUCCCAAUCUUAAAAGAAUUUCAAUGAAUUGAAACUCAUGAGAAUUCAAUACAUCUCCUGACAUCUGGUGGGGAAAAAGCUUAAAUUCUUUCUUCACAAAUCACAAACGUACUUGAUUUACACGGGGUCAUAAAGCACAGACAUCCUCCACAGUUCAGACUAACAGGAGAGGACCUCAGGUGAUGCCAGUCAGCUUUAGAAGAACUCAUGAAACCAAAGAUCAUCACUGUGACUGAAUAUUUCUGUGGGAAACACUUAAAUGUCCUUUCUGACAACACUUUCUACAGCCAUAUUUGAUAUAUUUAAAUCUUUCUAUGUAAAUGAAAUUCAUAUUUAUAUUUGAAAUAAACUGUAUUUUCAAGAGCG
Xyrichtys novacula (pearly razorfish) is the source of this 33778-nucleotide messenger RNA. The record is from the annotation of a GenBank genome assembly. NCBI's taxonomy places the organism in Eukaryota, Metazoa, Chordata, Actinopteri, Labriformes, Labridae.